AUGCUUUCAAAAUUUCAAUCAACAACAUUUGUUUACAUUUCACAUGUUGUUGCUCAAUAUGUUAAUCAAUUGUGGCAUACUGAUUUGAAAUUUCUGAAGGACGAUAACGGUAACCUUCAAUAUUUAAUUUCAUUUCUUGAUGACAGAAGCAGAUACAUUAUUUGCUGGGAUGUUUUCGAUACAAAAGAAAUGAAAAAUACUGCCAGAGUAUUUCGUCACGCAAUUGAUUUAGUCAAAUUAGUUCCACAUGGAAUUCUCACAGAUAAUGGAACAGAAUUCAUUGGAAAAGAUUUUGAAGCGGUUUGCCAAGAAUUCAAUAUAAAACAUUUCAAAACUCAUCCGUACUCUCCAGAGGAAAAUGGAAAAAUUGAAAGGAGUUGGGAGACUCUUUUCAAGACAAACCCUGGAGUGAACGUCUUUGAGUUCAUCCCCAAUGUUGUUUCCCAGUAUAAUAGGGUAUGGAAACACUCCGCAUUAUUCAAACUCUUUGGGGAGAAAUUGACUCCAUUUGAGGCCUGGGAAAGAGGCCCCAGAUGGACAAAAGAUCUCUGCGCUGAACCAGGCUUCGAAAAAAAUCUUAGAGAUUAA
Molecule: messenger RNA, 588 nt
Organism: Trichomonas vaginalis G3
Lineage: Eukaryota; Parabasalia; Trichomonadida; Trichomonadidae
Product: transposase family
Exons: 1
Coding region: 1-588 (195 amino acids)
Biological process (GO): DNA integration
Molecular function (GO): nucleic acid binding
Source: RefSeq, a predicted model, not a curated record